AGAUGAAAUAUCGCGGAGGCAAAUCUAAGAAAGGUGGAGACUUCGGGAUAACUUCCUGCACAGUACUCUUAAGAAACAUACCUCAUAUUUAAACAACAGGCCGACGUUUAAAAGCAAGUCGAAUGGAUUAAUAGCGCCAAUAAACUCGCUAACAAGCACUUCACCAACACGAUUCCACGCACAAGUAGGAUUUACGGCUAGCAUCCAGGCUGCUAGCUAACAUCAGCUACCAGGACGGCAGAUUGUACACAUCAGAUCAAGACGGUCUCGUAUCGAAGGACAGUAUGGUUGAGGUGGUGGUGGAGUAUGAGUAUGAAGCCCUCCACGAAGAUGAGUUGACCCUCAGGCUUGGAGACAUCAUCAAAAACGUACGACGCAUCGAAGAGGAGGGAUGGAUGGAAGGAGACCUCAACGGCAAACGAGGCCUUUUCCCAGACAACUUUGUAAAGGAGGUGAGAAAAGAUGAGCCGAAGUCCAAAGAGGAGUCAAAGGAGCCUAAAGAAGCGAAGGAGGUGAAAGAGGAGAGUACGAUACAGCGGCGAGCAUCAGGGAAUGUAGCAAGCCUGGUGCAGAGGAUCAGUACAUACGGCAUCCCUGCUGGAGGAAUCGGCUUACAGCCCCAUUCUCAACCGCGUGCCUCAAAAAAGAAGCUCAAGAAGCGUCAGUGCAAAGUCCUAUUCGAGUAUGUGCCUCAGAAUGAAGACGAGCUGGAACUGAAGGUUGGAGAAAUCAUUGAAAUCACAGAGGAGGUUGAGGAGGGCUGGUGGAGCGGAAGUAUGAAUGGGAAGUCUGGACUUUUUCCUUCCAACUUUGUCAAAGAAAUCGAUUCAACUGAAGACGCAGAGAACAGUGACGUUACUGAAGAGCAAGAUACAAGAGAUGGCACGUCUAGCCCCACGUCCCCUCAUCCAGGCAAUGGGGUCAUGGCUCAGCCAAAGAAGAUCAAGGGCAUCGGCUUUGGUGACAUAUUCCGAGAGGGCUCUGUAAAACUCAGAACCUCCCUAAAAGGACCAUCUGAAAAUAUGGAAAAAACAGAAAAACCAAUUCCUCCAUUACCAUCUGCCACAAAACCCACCCCUUUGAGCACUCCGGAACACCCUAAAGGAGAAAAAGAGGCAGAGAGCAAAGCUAAAGUAAAAGAAUACUGCAAGGCCACAUUCCACUAUGAAGCAACAAAUCAAGAUGAGCUGGAUUUGAAGGAAGGUGAAGUCAUCCUUAUACUGAGCAAGGACACAGGAGAGCCAGGCUGGUGGAGAGGAGAGGUCAACGGCAAACAGGGAGUUUUCCCGGAUAACUUUGUAUCUCUGCUUCCUGAGUCAGACAAAGAGACACUUACAUCCAAAGGCUCCAUCAAAGUGUUAUCUAAACAGGAACCAGAGGAGAGACCAAAGAAGCCGCCUCCACCAUCCAAAAGCACAGUCCUGAAACCAGAGACUCCAAGUGUGGACAAGAAGCAACCGCAGCCACGGCCGGAAGAUAAAGUUGUCAAGCCCUUGCCAGAGAAACCCGCCAAACCUGCAGGCCCCAUCGUGCCCCCGAAGAAACCUGUGCCUCCAAGCAAGAGCCUCCUGCGUCCUUCAUACCACACCAAACGGCCUGACUUGCCUCUUACUCCAUCACCAGCCGCCAAGCAAAAUGGAGACGUUCCUCUCUCACGAAGAAAAUCUGAGUGUGAACCUGUUCCCAUCAAGCCAAAAACUGUUGUGGAUAUUGGUGAAAAGAGUACAGAAACUGUUAAUCUCAUGAGUUUUGAUGAUGUUUCCUCUUCCUCUGAGAAAUUAAGCCACCCUACUGCACAGCGACCAAAGAUGCCUGGGAAAAGACCACCUGCUCAUAGAGGCCACUCCCCAAGCAAGGAUGUUGGAGAGAAAGCUGAGAAAACAGAGAAAAUAGAUGAAGUUGAAACCGCUCCUUCUCCUGCGCCUGCUCCUGCCCCUGCUCCUUCCACGCAGAAUUCAAUUAAGAUGCCCAUUUCAUCCCCGUUACCAUCUACAACACCUAAAACAAUUUCAGCCACCCUUAUCACCCCUGAACCCAAACCAAAACCUGACAAGGAACAGGAGAAGACAUCUGAACUGGAGGAGUUAAAGGAUCAGAUAAAGGACCUGGUGCUCUCUGUAGAAUUACUGAAGACACAGCAGUCGAGAGAGCUUGGCGAACUUCGAAAAGAGCUGGAUGAUGAGCGACUCAAACGCGUGGCCCUGCAGAUGGAGAUAGACAAACUGAAGAAGAUAUGUGUACAAUCCACAUGAAAUCAUGGCAUCAGAACUGGACUAACAGCUCUGCUGUUGUGUUAAAAGUGGAAAGCGACCUCUACCAGGAGGGACUGAUAUCAUUCGCAUCAUCUUCUCACUCGCUGACUUACUCCACAAAUUGUAAGAUUCACAUAUUUGCACAUGAGUUUUCUAGGUUUAGAAAGUCUAAUUAUGACAGAUGUAUAUGUUUGUUUUUCCUUUUUUUUUGCCAACAAAAAAUGAUUGAGGCCUUACUUUACUACUGUGCUGGAUAUGCAGUCUGUGCACUAAUUGAGAAGUGCAGCGGAUUAUGCAUUUAAUACUACUGAAUCUGUAUAAACGUUGGGGGAUUAUGUUGUUUCCUUGUGUUUUUUUAUGACAUGGGUUAGUUUUUAAAGAAAACUAUUAUGAUCUCAGCAAUAUUCUGUCUAUAUUAGCCUCUUUAGAUGAUUAUCAAAUGUACGGCAUAUUCUCUUUUUUUUUUUCUAUGGUAAUGAUGUAUUCUGUUGUUGAUGUUUCAAAAGGGAGAACGUUUCUUUUGUUUUUCUCUAACAUUCCUAUCCAGGGUAACACUAUUGUGCCUGUUAAGAUUUUUACAAGUGUUAAUACUGGGAGCUCUCAUACUAUAUAAAUAUAUAUAUAUAAAUAUAUAUGUGUAUACUUAGAUCUACAGCAUGAUAUAUAUUUUUAUGGUCUAUUGAUUGUGACAUCAUAAAAAAAUGUACUGGGUUUGUGUAUUCAUGUUUGGUUAAAAGUAUUCACACCCACCCACACAAAUGAGCUUAGGUAAGCUGUGCCAUUUCACCAUACGAAUGGCAGGAAACCCAUUUUGCAAUUUAUGGCUCUGUUUAAUAGCAGCGUUUGGGUUUGUUCUGCAGUUCUACCUCCAAAUAUCACACUGAAAUUGGAAAGAUCCUUUUUUUCUGGAUAAACCCCUGGCUGGUUGAAUAGGUUAAACUUCAUGAAUGGUGAAUCGCAGAUGAUGAACACAUCUUGGGUUAGAGACUGCUGGCUGGCACAGAAUGUCUGAUAUUUAUCAGUAAAGUAAAGCCAGGUACUCUUUGUUAAACAGAAUUGUAUCCAUCCGCCUUUGGUUUUGCUAUACGAGUAUGUACCGCUGACCAAAAUGAAUCUUUCAUUCGGUUUGUUGUAAUCCUUGAAAAACGCACACUUUCAAGAACACUUAAGUGUGCUCAUUCCUCAAGUUGCUUAAUUCUUAAACUGAAGAAAUGCAUUUUUUAAAGCAUUCCCGAUCAAAGGUUGUUUGUUGUGUGGAACUGAUUGAUUAGGGUGGCAGGUCGAUCGCUAAAGCAAUAAACAGACACAUCUUUCUUGUUUC
This is a messenger RNA of Danio rerio (zebrafish), 3573 nucleotides long. NCBI's taxonomy places the organism in Eukaryota, Metazoa, Chordata, Actinopteri, Cypriniformes, Danionidae. The record is from RefSeq and is a predicted model, not a curated record.